Plasmodium yoelii is the source of this 3645-nucleotide messenger RNA. RefSeq lists its product as uncharacterized. The transcript has a single exon. The record is from RefSeq and is a predicted model, not a curated record. NCBI's taxonomy places the organism in Eukaryota, Apicomplexa, Aconoidasida, Haemosporida, Plasmodiidae. Bases 1 to 3645 code for a protein of 1214 amino acids.
AUGGCAUUUUUAUGUAAUGUUCAACUUUUCCAAAAAGGGAUUGAAGAAAUAAAAUUGAUGAAAAAGUUGAUAUACGGAAAAAUCGAUAUCUCCGCGAUCGAAAAUGAAGAAAGUUACAUGACCAAACUAGCCAAAAUUAAAUUAUUAAAUGAAAAAAAAAAAAAAUACAAUGAUUUAGCUACCUCGGAAAAAAUCAAAUCAUGCUCUUCCAAGAAAGGAAAAAAAUCAAGAAGUAACUCAUCGUCAAAUGGAAAUAAAAAAGGAGGAAAAAACCAAGACAAUUCAAAUAACAACCAAAAUAGCGAAAACAACCAAAGUAGCGAAAACAACCAAAAUAGCGAAAACAACCAAAAUGGAGAAAACAACCAAAAUAACGAAAAUGCAAAUAAUGGAUCGAAUGGAAGUAGCAAUGGUAAUGAUGGCUCUGAUGAUGGUGAAGAUAAAAAACAAAAUAAUAACUUCAUAGAAAACGAUUCAGAUAAUGAAGAAGAGGAAGAAAAUCAAAAACAGAAAUCGGAAACUAAUGAAGAUGAUAACCAAAAUGAAAAUAAUACCGAAAUUAAAAAUAAUGUACACUCAAAUGAAGAUGAAAAUUUAGAAGAAAAUGUAUAUGAACAAAAUAAUAUGACAAAUUUAGAAGAAGAAAAUGAAGAUAAUAAUAAUAAUAUUAUAAAUAGAAGCGACUCAUCAAUUAAGGAAUAUAGCUAUGAAGAUUCUCGAAUUGAAGCAUGUAUAUAUGAAAAUAUAAAAACUGGAAAUAAUCAAAUAGCCAAUGAUCAAUUUAAUGAAAAUAAAAAAGAUUAUUAUGGAAACCCAUUUACUGCUAGUAGUUGUGAAGAUGCAAUGAAAAUGUCUAUGGAAAAUAGUUCAUUUGCCAAUUCCAAUGAAAUAAAUCAAGAAGAUAAAAAUAAAGCUGUAAAAAAAAUAAAAUUUCAAGAUGAAAAAAAUAAUGAUGAUAAAAACCCUCCAGAAUAUAGUAGUUUUAUAAAACAUUAUGUUACUAAUGUUGGACCUAAUAAUAAACAUAUUUUAAAAAAUUAUAUGCAAAAUUUCCCAAUCGAAUCUCAAUCAUUUGGACUUAACAGAUUAUAUAAUGAAACAAAUUCAUUUGAUUACAAUAGCUUAUCUUCUAUGGAAAAUAAAAAAAAUUGUUGUAAUCUUCAAAAUUUCUGUAGUUGUUUUGGAGGGAAUAAUAAUAAUAAUGAUGAUGAUACCAAUCAAAACAAAAGUAACAAUAAUAGUAAAGAAUCUUUUGAUAAAUAUGAAUCAAACGAAUAUAAAACAACUAAAAGCAAUGUCUCAAUACAUCCUGGAUAUUAUGAAAAUUUUAAUUAUAAAAACAUUUUCAAUACUAUUAAAAAAUAUGAUUGUACAAAUCCAACGAAUUAUAUACAAAGCUAUAAUUGUAUGAAAACAACACAAGACUUUAUUAAAAAUCACUCAAUAGAAGAAGGAAUAGAAUUUAUUAAAAAUAAUGUAGAUUUUGAAAAAAUAAAAACAAAUGUAGAUAUAGAAAAUAUUGCAAGAAGUUUAACUAUGGAUAGUUUAAAACAAAAUUUAAGUAUAGAUAUUAUUAAAAACAGAAUAGAUAUAAAUAGAAUAUCAAGACAAUUAAAUAUUAGACACAUUAUGUCAAAAAUAUAUAUAAAAAAUCCUAAAAAAAAUAUCGAUUUUCAAACUAUUCAAAAAUUUAUCGAUAUUAACCAAAUAACACAAAAUGCUGAUAGUUUUGAUGGAAGUUAUGAAUUAGAAGAUUUAUUUGCAGAUUAUAUACAAACAUAUGUAGAUAACAUAAAACGUACAAUUGACAUACAAGCAAUGAAAAAUAAUUAUUUUAAUAUAUUUCAAAGUUGCAAUCCUCAAUUGAAAAAUACAAAUUAUAUAAAAUCAGCUGCCAAAAGUAUACAAACUAUUAACCAUAUGUAUUCAAAUAAUAAAUUAAAUUUUAACUUAAAUGAACAUAAAAAAUAUAUUGUAUUUAAUCAGAAAAAAUCGGUUAAUCUAAUCAAAUCGUUUUAUAGCAAAAAAUCUACUUUUGUUAAAAAAAAAAUAGAAGUUAACAAAAAAUUCUUAAAUAAUUAUUUUAAUGCAUGUGUGAUAGAUUGUAAUAAUAAUUCAGAAAUGUUAGGAUCAAAUGAAUUAGCUCAAAAAUCUUUUGCUGAAUAUCAAAUUAAUAAAUCCGAAUCAUCCUAUCCAGAAAAAUCAAUGGAUCUUGAAGAUAUGAGACUCAAAUCAUUUUUCAAAACAGCUAACUAUAAUGAUGUUCAGAAAAAACAAUUUUUAUCUGGCAUGUGUUGUGGCGGUGCAAAAAGUGGAGAUGCCAGUGAACCUUUAAAUAAUGAACCAUCUUUAACACCAGAACAAUCUAUAAAUCUUGAAGAUAUGAGACUCAAAUCAUUUUUCAAAACGGCUAACUAUAAUGAUGUAGAAAAUAAGAAAUAUUGCUCCGGUAUGUGCUGUGGCGGUGCAAAAAGUAUAGAUGCUAGUGAACCUUUAAAUAAUGAACCAUCUUUAACACCAGAGCAAUCCAUAAAUCUUGAAGAUAUGCGACUCAAAUCAUUUUUCAAAACAGCUAACUAUAAUGAUGUUCAGAAAAAACAAUUUUUAUCUGGCAUGUGCUGUGGCGGUGCAAAAAGUGGAGAUGCCAGUGAACCUUUAAAUAAUGAACCAUCAUUAGAGCCAGAACAAUCUAUAAAUCUUGAAGAUAUGAGACUCAAAUCAUUUUUCAAAACAGCUAACUAUAACGAUGUUCAGAAAAAACAAUUUUUAUCUGGCAUGUGCUGUGGCGGUGCAAAAAGUGGAGAUGCCAGCGAACCUUUAAAUAAUGAACCAUCUUUAACACCAGAGCAAUCCAUAAAUCUUGAAGAUAUGAGACUCAAAUCAUUUUUCAAAACAGCUAACUAUAACGAUGUUCAGAAAAAACAAUUUUUAUCUGGCAUGUGUUGUGGUGGUGUAAAACGUAUGGAUGAUGAAACUUUAAAUGAUGAACCAUCAUUAGAGCCAGAACAAUCCAUAAAUCUUGAAGAUAUGAGACUCAAAUCAUUUUUCAAAACAUCUAACUAUAAUGAUGUUCAGAAAAAAGGAUUUUUCUCUGGUAUGUAUUGUGGCGGUGCAAAAAGUAUGAAUGCUGAUGAAACUUUAGAUAAAGAAAGCACAGUUCACUUUGAUGCUGAACAUUCAGAAGCAUGUGAUUGUCCUAAUAACCAUUUAAAAUCAACAAUUAAACAUGAAGAUGGUUUAGAAACAAAUGUUACAUGCUUUAGCAAACCUAACAAUAAUUUAAGAUAUAUGAAAGUCGUAUUACCCAAUAAUGAAGAAAGCGAUAUCAUAUAUGAUGACAGAAAAAAAAUAUUCUUUGAUUUAGAUGGUAAUGCUUAUGCACAUAUUGUACAUAAUUUAUACUUUAAUGUAAAAGAUAAAUUAAUUUAUGAAAUUUAUUAUGUUGGCGAAAUUAAUUAUGAACAAAUCAGAAAUUCUUUGAUCAAAUUUGGUAACUACAUGGUUACUGAAAAAUAUGCACCAUGCAAAAUUAUUAUGGAAAUGUGCAAAAAAUUCAACAAUUUAAUGAAUAACGUUCUAGGAGUAAAUAAGAACGAUACAUAUUAUCUUGACAGAGAAAAUCUUGUCGAAGUUAUAAUUAAAUGA